Messenger RNA from Aplysia californica (California sea hare), 3016 nucleotides. RefSeq lists its product as uncharacterized. Bases 1215 to 2615 code for a protein of 466 amino acids. The record is from RefSeq and is a predicted model, not a curated record. NCBI's taxonomy places the organism in Eukaryota, Metazoa, Mollusca, Gastropoda, Aplysiida, Aplysiidae. The transcript has 2 exons.
AGAGCAAGAAGCUUAAGAAAAUGUAUUUAAAUGAUCUGUUAUGCAAUCAAGAUUGUAUUCGAAUAAUAAUAGAGUUUGAGAAAUAACAGUGUUCAAAGUCUCUCUUACUUCUUAACUAAUUGCCUUUGUGUAAAAAUAAAGCUGUUAUAUUCGUGCAUUCAUUUUCCUGUUGCGUUUGGCUCCCAAUAUGUCAUAAGAAUGGGAAAAGCGAGGGGGAGGGGGGGGUCCGUCAUUUGCCCCACUACUUUGAGACGCAGAACGACAGGGACGAGCUGCAAAAUUCAAACCUACUUGUAGUGAAUUUAAGUCUCAAUAUGAAUAGGACCUACUCCAUUUAUCUGUCCUUAAGUACGACUAACAUUUCUGUCUGUGGGGGGCCCUAACCGCAAUUGAAGAACUUCGUUUUUCUUAAAGAACUGGAAGGUAGGACCUCGAAUCUCGGAGAGCAGUAAGGGUGAGAUGAAUAAGCACACUGUGCUCCAAGGCGACAUGGUUGAUUUGCUGAGAAGAAUAAGACGAUACUCUUUGUGUUUCUACUGUGGGUUUUGUCAUACUCGACCUAGGAUAAUGGUCUUUUAUCUUUUUCAACAGUCGUACAAUACCGAGUUAUCAAACACAUCGUCCUUGCGUCCUGUUCCGUAUUGAUUGGUCGUUACAUUUGGAGACAAAUCGAUCGCUUUUCCAACAUCUGCGCAAGAAGCCCCCAAGGAAGCAAUAAAGACUUAGGAACCAGAAAAAUAAAGGAGGGAGCAAAAACAGAGAGACGGGAAUAAAGGACACGAUUCGGGAAGGGGAGGGUAUUAUAUGGGUCUUAUGCUGACAUUGAUAGGGCCUCGGCUUAUGGCAACGGAGCGAGGGACCAGACAGUCGGCUGACGCCUGCGGUGUAUUCCAGCGACGGUAGAGAAGAAAACAGAGGAUCGGUUCAUUACUCCCAGUGUGAUAUUAGACUACGUCCGUGUUUAUUGCAUGGGGUACGUGUGUUUGCAAACUGUGAGAAGUGACCUGUCGUGGAUCAAUCGCAUAUACGUGUGUAUGUGACAGACCUCUGGAUUAGGAGUCAGGACAGACCACACUAUUAGAUUCAUGACUGUUCUUCUUCUCCUUCAUUUUACUGAUUACCUUGGUCUUCCCUGAGCCUGAGUACAGCAUAUUUCAAGAAUGGAAGAAUCCUGAUGGCGCCAUAAAUGUGAAAAGAUAGUCAACACUUCAGUCAUGGCUCUAUAUUGGCGUUCCCCGUACAAGGAACACAGCCACGGGAGUUCUGGGGGUUUUGACAAUACUCGGGCCGAGGUAAACUCUGCUCCCAAAAGUGCGCGGUCUGUAUCAAGUGCCCGCACCCAUCGCACCAGAUUCUCCGACCCAGUGUCUCCUCAAGAUUGGUUUGAUAGUUCACUACCGACGGCUAAAAAUCGAAAGCCGACAAUUUUCAGGCGUGCGGGGGGUAGUCAGAUUAAAGGAAUUCUGAAAACGUCACCCGAAAGGACUUCCCAGCCUGAAGAAAUGUUUUAUAAGAAUAAGGAUCAUGUCACUCAUUCGUCAAACGACAGAAGAAAAGAGAAGAAAAAAGUUACUUUUGGGGGCGACAGUCCUGAGUCAUCACUCUCUGAGUCAAAAUUCCAACCUGUGAGAAGUUCAUCAGCUCACCAAGUGAGACCUCAUUUUGCUCCUACUUUGAACGAAUUUGCGAGACAGAACUUAAAGAAACUGCUUGGUUUUGCCCAGAUGGCAACGCUACCACCUGUGAGUGGGAAGGGACUUGCUCCUAAGACGGAAAGGCCAACGUCUUCGUCUUCAAACUGUAGGCAUAGUCCAGACUUGCGAUGUGCAAAGUGUUUUCAAGAGAACGAUAAGGAAAACGGAUCUCAUUAUGACAAAUAUGAAGCAAAAAUAUCGCAAGAGUCCCGUCCACCUUACCUUGAGCUAAACGAAGACGCUCAUCCUUCCCAGCCAAAGAUAAACGGCAACAACUGGACCGCUGAGCAAGAAACUCGGAAAUCAUUGAGUAUAGGUUAUGAGCGUGAGCCAUCGCCCACAGACUCAAAACAGGAGCCAAGAAAAAGCCUAGACAGACACUGGACUAAAUCUUUCGUGAAGUCAACAGAUCGUCGAAAACGCAGUCGCCAUCUCGCUGGGCGAUACCCUUUCGCCGCGGGCACUAUUUCAAGACAUCGGAUAUCAGGUUUCAUGUUUCAAACUGAGGAGAAAAACGUGUCUCCAGAAGAAAUUGCUAAUGACUUUAUUAAGUUGCAAGUCUCUGGAGGUGGUAAAAUAAUCAGCAGCAAGUCAGGCGGGCAUGAGCAAGCGGGUGCAACGGAUAGUUUUGAAGCUCAUACACCAGGAAGUGCUCGGUCUGAUGGGUCCGGACACCGUGGUUAUAAGAUCCCCUCCACUGCCAUCCACCCUCCCCACGGGACCGCUUCUCCCAGAAAGCCAGCGACGCCCAAUACAUUGAGAGUCAAAUUCGGUGCUGCUGGGUUGGAAGGUCGGGAUGAAGUGUACAAUUUAGACAAAACAUCUCAGAUUUUGUCCUGGCUUCAUGACGUGAAGCAGAAGGACGGAUUCCAGCCUAGACACGCUCGGCUCUAUGCUCUAGAGCCCCAACAAUUGCAUUAAUCGAGUUUGACGUGUAUCUAGAAAAUUAUAUAAGAAUGCUUUUUAGACUGAACAGGAUUUCUUUUACAUUGUACCUACAGCCACAGCUUUUAUUGAAUUUCAUACAUACCUUUUUUUUCUUGAACCGUCUUUUUCUUUUCCCAUUGACUUCUCUUCAAAGAGUUGUAAUGAAGGAAGAAGGGAUUCGUACUUAGAUAUGACAUUUUUAAAGUAUUGUUGAUCAACAACGGUCAUUUUAUCAUGUUAUUGUGAAUGUGAGUGGAUUUGCUGGUUUAUUAUUUUUAAAACAAUUAAGUCACAAGACUCCAUCUUAUUAGUUUGGCCUGUAAAAGAUAUAAUUAGAAAACAGAGUUUUUGCUGGCGUCGUGAAGCGUUGGAGUAAAGUGACUUACAACAGUCGA